This is a messenger RNA of Syngnathoides biaculeatus (alligator pipefish), 2130 nucleotides long. Its product is annotated as cytochrome b5 reductase 4. Bases 173 to 1744 code for a protein of 523 amino acids. Lineage: Eukaryota; Metazoa; Chordata; Actinopteri; Syngnathiformes; Syngnathidae. Gene Ontology annotation, cellular component: endoplasmic reticulum. The record is from RefSeq and is a predicted model, not a curated record. Gene Ontology annotation, molecular function: oxidoreductase activity; heme binding. The transcript is spliced from 18 exons. Gene Ontology annotation, biological process: generation of precursor metabolites and energy; superoxide metabolic process.
AACGCUGUGAAAAGAACAAAAGAGGUCGAACUUCCGUCGUAGAAUGAUGACGGUGACCUCUCGCCAAAAUUGGAACAAUUGUAGGUGCGUUGGAUUGCUUAACAGGAUUGAGAGAGAUGAUCAGAACUGAGGUUUUCUUCUAAGAGUGAGGUGCCUUCGAGGCAUUCGCAACAUGUUGAACAUUCCAACUCAGUCGUUCCCUUUGCCGAGCUCCCAACAGCGAGUCGCCAAGCUCGGCCAUUCGGGGCGUGCCAAGGUUUCCUUGAAACCCGGUCACAGUAUAAUGGACUGGAUUCGGUUCUCCAAAAGUGCUAAAGAUCUAACCGGGUUGAGGGGGCGUCUGAUUGAAGUUACCCAAGAGGAAUUGCAGAAACACAAUACCAGGAAUGACUGCUGGACUUGUAUACGAGGUAUGGUGUAUAAUGUCACUCCCUACAUGGACUACCACCCUGGUGGAGAAGAUGAGCUGAUGAAAGCAGCAGGCAUAGAUGCCACUGACCUCUUUGAUCAGGUCCAUCGUUGGGUAAACUAUGAGUCCAUGUUGAAAGAGUGUCUGGUGGGCAGGAUGGCAACGAAGCCCACUCAACCGAUGAAAGCAAUUAACACUCCAACUCUACCAGUCUUCACCCCAUCUAACCAAGUGUCUCCUCUGGGCAUCAAAGACUCUCGACCUCGGUUUCACUGGUUCCAAACUGCAAAAACACUACACCUGGUUAUUGAUGCCCAAAGGAUGGUACCCAACAUGGAAUCAACCAUUGUUGAUCUUGAAGCUGGCAUACUACGUGUAGAAGUGCUCCUUGGAAAAAUGUCGUACAUGCUACAUUUACGUCUUUUGGAUAAUGUUGAUGGAGACAUUGCUGUUCACACUCCAUUCGCUGUGGGAAAGAUGCAAGUGACCAUCCACAAGCAGGCAGAAGGAAAAUGGUCAAGCUUAGGUCAGCCUUUGGAUUUCCAUGAUACAUUUUUAAGCAAAAAAGACAGAGUGAAGACAUCAAGUGGAGAAGGUCUUUUUUUUCGGGAUUGUGAGUUGGUCUCGAAGACUGAGGUGAACCAUAACACAUAUGUAUUUCAAUUACAACUUCCUCGUGGGACCAUCAUGGAUGUGCCUGUCGGGAGACACGUCUACCUCAAAUCCAUCAUUCAAGACUUAGAGGUCGUGCGACCGUACACCCCAAUUGACCAGAGUCUUUCAGUUGGGCCCAAUCCUCAAGAAAAAACAAACCUCUACUUUAUGAUCAAGGUUUAUUCUGAUGGAGUACUGACUCAACAUCUCAACAGCCUAUACAUUGGUGGUCAUGUAUCUGUUAGUGGACCGGAAGGUACCUUCAGUCUUUGCCCUCUUCAUGGUACCACAGGUCUCUACCUUUUAGCAGCUGGUACAGGCUUCACUCCAAUGUGUCGUCUCAUUAAACUGGUGCUACGGGAGAUAACCUCAAUCAGGAAAAUCCAGUUGCUGUUUUUUAACCGAUGUGAGCAUGACAUUGUGUGGCGAAAGGAGCUGGAGGAGCUAACUGCGAAUGAUGAAAGGUUCCAGGUGGAGCACAUCCUUUCUGAGCCAUCUGAAAACUGGACCGGCAGGAAGGGCCAUGUGGAUGAUGCAAUAAUCAAGGAUUUUCUCAGUAAGCCGGAGGGGUCGAAGUUCUAUGUUUGUGUCUGUGGCCCAACUCUCUUUACAGAGCAGACAAUCAGACUGGUGAAGCAGCAAGGCUUCAGUGAAGAGGAGUUCCAUGCCUUCCAGGGGUGAUGUGCUCUCCUGCAAAACUGCAGACUGUGGCAAUUGGCAAUUAAUUUGUACAUUUACAUUUGUAUGAGAAUAUUAUAUGCAUUAUGGAUGUGGUAAUAUCAACUCAUUUACUGCCAGCCAUUUUUCAAGAUCCACAGAGUAUUGUGUUCUCUGAUUUUCCAUCCAGCAUAUCUACCAAGAAAGAAUGCUCUCAAUUUUCAUCAGGGAAAAGUGUGAUAUGACUUUUUUUUUCUAAAACAAUCAGUUGCACAUAGAUUGGUUUCACUAAAUAGUAAUUUUCUCUCAAAAAGCAGUGAAAACUAGGUUUUUAUGAAAACACAAUGUAAAGCAUACUGUAACACUGACUGAUGUUAAAUGUUUAAACUUUACUGACUUGAACAUCUUAA